Penicillium longicatenatum is the source of this 498-nucleotide messenger RNA. RefSeq lists its product as uncharacterized. NCBI's taxonomy places the organism in Eukaryota, Fungi, Ascomycota, Eurotiomycetes, Eurotiales, Aspergillaceae. The record is from RefSeq and is a predicted model, not a curated record. The transcript has a single exon. Bases 1 to 498 code for a protein of 165 amino acids.
AUGGCUCAACAGUGUCAGGCCGACCAAUUCGGGCAGAAGUGGUAUGAAGCAGCAGCCCGGAAUCAGAUUCAUGCAGGCAUAGCUCGGAGCUGGUCGCUUUCGACCCUUGGGGUAGAACGACAGCACCCAGAACAACCAACCGUCCCUCGCAAUGUGCUGGAGCCGGGAAAAACUCGCCAAGUCCUGCCCAGUGAUGGGUCCACCGAUCGGACUGAACUUCCCGACGUUCACAUCUCUCCCACAUUGUCUCAACUUAAUCCUCCAUCAUGGCAAGGCCCUGACCGACUAGUUACCAACACUAUGCUUCGUGAGGACCAGUCACCCUGGCUGGUGUCACAAAACAUUCCUGCGAUAAUUUCCGUUCCGAAUGGCAGUGAUGACCAACACAUCUUGGAGCUCAGGAGCUUCAGUGAGAGUUCUUUCAACCUGGGCCCCGGGUCCGCUCGGAGUGGGAAGAGCAAAAUCUCCCGUCACGACUGUCUUACAAUGAACACCUAA